AUGGGGACAAUCCGCCUGAGAAGCACAAACCCACUUGAGCAUCCUAUCAUCGAGCCAAACUACCUGUCUCAUCCCGAUGAUGCCAAGACUUUAGUUAGAGGUGUUCGCAUCGUCCAGAAACUUCAUCAGACAAAGGCAUUCAAGGAAAUAGGAGCCCAGCUUGAAGACACACCCUUCCCGACAUGCAACACUAUGAAGUAUGACACUGAUGAAUACUGGGAGUGUUACGUCCGGGCCCUGGCUACAACAACCUUUCAUCCGAACACCACUUGCAAGAUGGGGAAACCAAGCGACCCAACUACAGUGGUGGAUCCUCAACUGAGAGUAAAGGAUAUUGCUGGACUGCGAAUCGCGGACGCCUCCAUCAUGCCGGCCCUCGUGUCAGGGAACACCAAUGCCCCGAGCAUCAUGAUUGGAGAAAAGGCGGCGGACAUCAUCAAAAGCAGCAAAUAA
Messenger RNA from Haliotis rufescens (red abalone), 453 nucleotides. RefSeq names its product glucose dehydrogenase [FAD, quinone]-like. The record is from RefSeq and is a predicted model, not a curated record. Bases 1 to 453 code for a protein of 150 amino acids. Lineage: Eukaryota; Metazoa; Mollusca; Gastropoda; Lepetellida; Haliotidae. Gene Ontology annotation, molecular function: flavin adenine dinucleotide binding; oxidoreductase activity, acting on CH-OH group of donors. The transcript has 3 exons.